Molecule: messenger RNA, 1482 nt
Organism: Aspergillus mulundensis
Lineage: Eukaryota; Fungi; Ascomycota; Eurotiomycetes; Eurotiales; Aspergillaceae
Product: CENP-N/CHL4 family protein
Exons: 1
Coding region: 1-1482 (493 amino acids)
Biological process (GO): chromosome segregation; CENP-A containing chromatin assembly
Source: RefSeq, a predicted model, not a curated record
AUGCCGCGUCCAAAAUCAAUCCGCGCGCCGACAACCGCCAGUCUCCCAAACAAUCUCCGCAUCCCCUCCACCACCCCUUCGCUCGUGAAGACAUUGGGAAAACUGCCCCGCCAAUCGCUGCUAGAUCUUGUCUUUCAAUGGCUAGACGACCGGAAUGUACAGCAGUUUCCUCCUUUCUUGGAAGCAGAUGAGGAAGAAGCCCCCGAUGACGAAGGUUUACGCCCGUACCCGGCUGAGCGCACCCUCAACGACGUGCGCAAUGCCUACCAAGAGCUACAAUUUCGAAAGGGCGGGAAACGAGAGGUGGUCGAUCGCAUAUUAGAUGGAGAUUGGAGGCAUGGCAUUACUCUGCGACAGGUCGCGAUGAUCGAUCUCCGAUACAUAGAUGACCACCCGGCGAGCUUGCGAUGGACGGCGCUAGAACUCACGCGCAUCGGCGUCUCAAGCACUGAGGCGGGAGACACCUCCAUCGCAGACAUCUCAGCCUGCAUACCGCGCAUUCACGCCUCUACAUUCCUCAGUAAACUCCAAGAGCAAAUCUCGCCGCUCGUGAAAGCGCACUUCUACCUCGCCCGCUCUACAACUCACCCACUCACCUUCCUCCGCAUUUUCGUCACACACUCGCCAUACCAGAAUCCGCGCCAGGCCCCGGACACCCUCACCGACUCAUCGCGGGUCAUGUACGUUGCAUUUCCAGACAGCUGCCCUUACGUAUACACAUCUCUAGCUUCUACCACCGGAUCUAAAGCAACCGCUGGCACCGCGGUCGCGACAGACGCGCGGACCCUGCAGCGCAUCGUCCGAGAUGCCGUUCCGAAAGCCCUCUCCCUCCCUCACCAACGUUACGCCCUCAAAUCGACCUCUCUCACAGCAAAGAAUCUCCAGGCGCUACUUGCUCUCCGUGGCCCCGGCCGCUCGAACAAGGCAAACGGCGCAUUCAGCAUUUUCGCCGACGCCGUACUCGAGGGGAGUCCGCUAGACCCGCGACCAUCCAAUACUAUAUCACCGGAAGAACACCAGAAGCAAACCACGUAUUCUCAACCCGACCAAGAGAAGGAAAACAAAUCUGCAGAUACCGACAAGGAAAAUGACGCCGAGGAGCCAGCCUCUCAACAAAACGUCCCUUCCCGCCGAGCCAGAGACCUCGAAACAGACCCGCGCACGGCUAAAAAACGCAAACGAACUGUUCAAUCGCGCUUCGGUAUUUCUGGGACUUCACUAUCAGCUGCACCUCUCGAUCGUCUUGAUGCCCGACUUCUCGAUCUUCCAGGCGUGGAUUCGAAUGCGGACGACGACGAAGAUGAUGUUUCCCGUCCUGCCCUUGCUCUCACAUUUACCGGCACGGAUGUUAUAUCCGGUAUCCGCAAGCUCGCCGAGCUCGGUAUCGUGGAUGCAGAGCGUAUGCCAUCCUGGAUGACGGGUGAAGAGGGCAUCAGUGUGGCUGUUGUGAAGAGAAGACGGGUCCUCAACGAUGGUGGUUGA